AUGUAUCCAGGCCGGCAGGGCUCGCCGCGCCGUGACGUGGGAAGCCAUCGCGACCGCGACCGCGACUACGAUCGCCAUCGCGAGCGCCGCAGCCGUAGUCGUAGUCGCAGCGGAGACUACAGUCGGAGUCGCAGUCGCAGCCCUCGCGCGCGCCGCUUUGAUGACAGAGAUGGCGAUUACCGCCGGUCGAGGAAGGAUUCCCCCGGUCCCCCAAGAGACUUGAACUACGACGACGAGGACGGCGCUGAAAACACUGGCGCUGACUACCACCGCCGCGCUGACCGGGAUCACGAUCGCGCGCCAAGAGGCAAUCGUUAUGACAGCAAUACAGGUUACGGCAACGACCGCUGGAGCUAUGGACAGGGACGAGGUUCAGGCCGUGGCCGCUACGAUCAUGAUGCCUCUUCCCACGGACUAGAGCCUCGCCCUGAAAGGGGUUGGGGUGAUCCGCGGGAUCGUGGUGAUAAUACAGAUCCGGAGGCACCCGUGGCUCAUUCACAGUUUUCGCAACCAUCUCGCGCUCGCGCUCAGUAUGGGGCCCGAGGAGAUUUCCAUGGUCAUCCCGGAUCAGGGUCUGCUCGAGCCUACCGUUAUACUGAUGAGAUGGAGCAUGCUGCGCUGCAUCAGUCUGCUGAUCUUUGUCAUGAUGAUGAGCGCCAACUUACUGCUUCUGGCCACACACGGUCCUCUGGCCACGGCCACCGCGGUAGCGAGUAUCCUGAUCACCGUCAUCAGGGUUCUUCCCGCCAUCACCACGGCUCCGGGAAGGUGUUAAUUCUCGAAGGCCUCCCCGAGGAUGCCACUGAGCGUGACAUCCUCUACGGUCUCGAUUAUGUUACUAGGGACCGUUAUUUUUCUACCGAUCAGGUGAGGCUCGCUCGGUUACGACACGAACAUAAUGGUCGCCGCAUCGCCAUUGUUGAGUUUCAUCGCCGUUCUGAUGCCGAACACUUUUACGGCCGAUAUUAUCCCACCAUCUCCUUUCGCCUGGAGCAUUCCCGUGGCCUAGACUCAGACCCUAUCACUGUGAGAGUCGAAGUUCCUAGACAUCGUGAUGAUAUCGAUUCUACACGAGAAACACGUCGAGAUGGAGACGAUUGGGAGUGCAUCAAGUGCCGCGCAAUUAACUACCCUCACCGAGCCGUGUGUUUCAAGUGCAAAACGGAGCGUCCAGAUGGCUACGAUUCUGGCCCCGUUUUGACCGGCGAGACCGACGAGUGUCCUCAGCAGACACCGUCUCAGUAUAUCGUGGUCCGAGAACUUGAGGGGUCUGUCACCGAAGAAGUUCUCGCUAAGGGCGUUAUGAAGUUGUUUGUUGAGAAUCCGGAGCCUCCGAAAGAGACAACCGCCGGCACAACCACCACCAAGCUGAAAUCCACGGCCCCUACCAACAACACAGCCAGCCUCGGUGCAAGACCUGGAUCUCUUCGUCGUGUCUUUUUGAUGCGCGACAAGAAAACGAACGAGUCGUGGCGGUAUGGGUUUGCCGAGUUCGCCACAGUCGAAGACGCCAAAGGUGCAGUCGCAAAAUUCCGCGCGUCGCCCAAAUUUACCAUCUCGUCCAAGCCUGUUGUGGUCGCUUUCAUCCAUACCGGCGUCUUCGUUCCCGCCUUCGACAUGGGACCUACGGAAAAUGAGGCGUACUCCUUCACUCCAAUCUACAAUCCGAAUGUACGUGUCAAGUACUGGGAUGAUCGCGCAUAUCCGAGUGCGCAUGUCGUCUCGACCGAGCCUCUGCCAGGUGUUCCGAGCCCGGAGAAGGCCGAAGGCGAUGAUACAAAAUCUGGGACAGCAGCAGCACGACCCGUCAAGAAGACCAAGAAGGAGAAGGACGCUGCUCCUGGAAGCAAGAUUGCCAUGAUACCCCAGAUGCAGCUUUGGGCCAAGGCGUCGGCCGAGCUUCAUGGGCUGAAGCAAGGAGAGGGCGCAGAAUCUGGUGCGGACGGGGCUUUGGUCUCGGAACGGGACUUCCUUGCCGGUGCUGUUUCUGGUGCUCUCCGUGAGGCCGACCAGCCCGACGGUCCAGUCACCCCCCAAUGGGGCGACCAGUACCAGUCGUAUGCAAACUGGGAUAGCAUGACCUGUCUCGUUUGCGGUUGGGAGGCUCCGACGCAGGAGCAAAUUCAAGAGAAAGGCCUGCCCCAAACUCGCGGCGAUCUCCUCAUCGACCACGAGAGACGCGCUCACCAGCUGUACAAGGACCCUGAGGUCCGCGAGAAGGCGGCCGCGGCUCUUGCUGCUCUCAACAAGACCCCUCGAACCAUUGUGCGCCGCACUCCGAGGCUCAAGUCCGAACAACUUCCCGUGUACAAGUCCUAUGCCGACUUUGACACCUUGCGCUGUGUGCUUUGCCGUCGCGUCUUCAAGGAUGCGCGGCUAAUCUGGCUGCAUGAACAGCAAAGCGAGCUGCACAAGCGCAUGCUAGCCUCGCCCGAGAACCGCGCGCGUGCCGCGGCCGAAUUCAAGGCCAUGGGCAAAAAAAUGCGCAUCCUUGAGCCGGACGCUGAGUUCAAGAAACGCUGGGAGCAAGCACGCGGCAGCGUCCAGAUCCAGCUGCAGCCACAGUAUCGCGACCGGGCUCUCGAACGUCGCAAGGCCUUUGGUCAGCCGAAACAGCCCACUAUGACGACUAGUACCAUACCCGAGAAGCGCAAGGAGUUUGCUUCCACCUCUGCUGCGGCCGAUGAUCACGAGAAAGACGUGCCGUUGGCCAAGAAAUCCAAGGGUGCCGGGAUCUUGGCCAAGAUGGGCUGGACCGAGGGGACCGGUCUGGGUGCUGAGGGCUCUGGCCGUACUGAGGCCAUCGCCACGGAAGCGUAUGUGCCAGGCGUCGGGUUGGGCGCCGAGGGCGGCAAGCUUGGUGACGCCACUGAGGAGGCUACUCGUAGUCUGCGUGGUGGCUUCCAGGCUUUCGUGGAGAAGACGAGGGAAAAGGCUAGGGAGAGAUUUGAAAAGCUGGGACCAUAA
Molecule: messenger RNA, 2967 nt
Organism: Thermochaetoides thermophila DSM 1495
Lineage: Eukaryota; Fungi; Ascomycota; Sordariomycetes; Sordariales; Chaetomiaceae
Exons: 6
Coding region: 1-2967 (988 amino acids)
Biological process (GO): mRNA splicing, via spliceosome
Cellular component (GO): nucleus
Molecular function (GO): RNA binding
Source: RefSeq, a predicted model, not a curated record